Molecule: messenger RNA, 1569 nt
Organism: Gekko japonicus
Lineage: Eukaryota; Metazoa; Chordata; Lepidosauria; Squamata; Gekkonidae
Product: protein transport protein Sec31B-like
Biological process (GO): COPII-coated vesicle cargo loading; endoplasmic reticulum to Golgi vesicle-mediated transport; endoplasmic reticulum organization
Cellular component (GO): endoplasmic reticulum exit site; COPII vesicle coat
Molecular function (GO): protein binding; structural molecule activity
Source: RefSeq, a predicted model, not a curated record
AUGAGCUACGCGGGGCCGGGCCGGGCCGCUGAAGCCGCUCCCCGUCGGGCUGGCCGGGCGCAGGUGCACGCGCGGGCCCCGGGAGGCCGGGUGCGAGCGCAGCUCUCAUCUCCAAUGUCAAGCCUCUUUCCCCUUGCUAGAUUUCACAGACUCAUCUGGGGCAGCUUUGCCAGCGGAGGAUCCGAUCCCUCAGGAGUGAUUGUAGGCAGAGGGGAUAACGGCGUGAUCACCCUGUAUGGCGCUUCUCAGCGUCUGGCUUCAGCAACCGAGCUGGCGAUUAGCCACGUGGAGAAGCACACUGGUCCCGUCCGCGCACUCGACUUCAACCCUUUCCAGGGGGCAGCCACUUCCCUUCGUCUGCGGGCUAAUCUCUCGCCGUCUCGGGCCUGCGGCCGUGUUCACCUGCCUGCUCCCAUCGCCUUGCGGCGGGGCGUCCCGUCUCUGUCCUGGUGCCAGGCAGACCCGGGCCUGCUGCUGAGCAGCGCCAAAGACAGCCGGAUCCUGUGCUGGGAUCUUUGCACCAGCGAGGUGGUCUAUGAGUUGCACACGCCCGCCCAGUGGUGCUUCGAUGUCCAGUGGUGUCCUCGGAACCCCUCGGUCUUCUCCACGGCUUCUUUUAACAGGCGGCUCGGCCUUUAUUCGGUGAUGGGCGGCAGCCUGGAGGCGCAGCAGAAAAGCCAGGCGGACAAGAUCUCCUCCUCUUUCAGUCCCACGGACCCCUUCGGCACGGGACAGAGCCUCCUGCCUCUGCCAGUGCCGGAACGUGUACGGGGAACCCCGAUCCCGCCUUUGAAAAAGCCUCCCAAGUGGAUCCGCAGACCGACAGGGGCGUUGUUCGCGUUUGGAGGUAAAUUAAUCACCUUUGGCCAUGCCGAGGCCCUUGUACAGCUGGGGGGGCAGCCAAUGAUGCCACAGCCGGUAUUUAUCAGCCAAGUCACCACCGAGGCCGAGUUCUUGGCCCGCUCCUGGCAGCUCCAAGAGGCCCUGCAGUCAGGGGGUCUUCUCGACUUUUGCCAAAAGAAGAUUGAAGCAGCUCAGGAACUGUCCGAAGAGAACAUCUGGAACUUCCUGAUGGUGAACUUGGAGCCAGAAAGCAGGACGCAACGGCUGAAGCUGCUGGGCCACAGCAAAGAAGACUUGCAAACAAAAUUUCUGACAGAGCAGCUCCGAGAUCGUCUGCGCCACGCACAGGGCGAAAACGUGGCAAAGCGGUUCCCCUCUCCUGUCGCCCACAGUCGUGCCCAUGCAGGAGCACUUCAGCCACAGUAUCCGGCAGGCAAGGGUGGCCCAGCGACCGAAGAACUUGCCCCCAAAACGGGUCUCUCUGGGCAUGCAGUCCAAGGUCCCGGCCAACUGCCAUUCACCCCACCGUCCCUCACUCGGCCCCCCCUGCCUUCACCCUACACGCCUCCGCCCGCACCAGCGAUGCCUCUGCCCAGUGUGGCCCCAGCUGCACCCAUGUCCUCCCACAGAGGAGCACCCCCGCCUUACGCCCAGCAUGGCUCUGGCGUUGCACCCGCCGCUGGACCGCCAAAGUCCGGGGGAGGCGUCGUGAUCGUGGGCCUAUAA